AUGCUUGCGCUACGUUCGCGCAUGGCUCUUAAGGGCGGUGUUCUUUGGGUUUCUCGGUUUAGUGGAAAUUUCCUCGAAAGGAUUCACUCAUCUAUAUCCUGUGAGCUGCAGUCCUUUCGAGGAAUACAUUCCACAUUCGCAAAAAAGAAGGAUUACUAUAAAAUCCUUGGUGUUGACCGCUCGGCCUCUCAGGCGGAUAUCAAGAAAGCGUACUAUCAGUUGGCCAAGAAAUACCACCCGGAUGUAAACAAGGAUGACAAGGACGCAGCCCAGAAGUUUCAGGAAGUGAGCGAAGCAUACGAAAUUCUCGGUGACGAGAAUAAGCGAAAGCAGUACAACUCCUUCGGAGCCGCCUCGUCCGGCACGGGUGCUCAAGGCAGACCUCAGUACAGCGGUUUUGAGUAUCACUCCCAAAUUGACCCAGAGGAGCUAUUCCGACGGAUCUUCCGGGAUAGUGAAUUCGCCUUCAAGGAAUGGACUACCGGUGAUAGAAACUUCGCAGAAACAAUAUUUGGAUUCAGUCCAACAAAGGAGAUUCCCGUAAACUUGACUUUUGAACAGGCUGCACGUGGUGCGAACAAAGAGAUUGCUGUUAAUAUGCCCGUUGCUUGUUCUCGAUGUGGAGGUUCUCGGGCCGAACCGGGCACCGGUACAUCCACCUGUCCCAACUGCAAUGGAACUGGUACGGAACAGUUAAACACCGGACCAUUCUUGCUCCGAUCCAUUUGCCGUCGAUGUCAGGGCAGCGGGUCGAUUGUGCGAUAUCCGUGUGUUGAAUGUGAAGGGAAGGGCAAAGUGAUUGCCCGACAACGUGUGAACAUAUCGAUUCCUGCAGGCGUUGAAGACGGGCAGGUGCUCCGAGUAUCUGUCAGUGCCCCCCGCGGCGAGUCCCAGGAGAUCUUUGUCCAGAUUCGCGUCGAACGCAGUCGACAAUUCAGGCGAGAAGGCGCCGACAUACAUUCAGACGUAGUCAUUUCCUUGGCACAAGCUGCACUGGGCGGGAAGAUGCGAGUACCUGGUAUUUAUGAAACGAUGUUGAUCUCCAUUCCUCCCGGCUCCGCGAGUGGCGACCGAAUACGUCUUCCUGGCAAAGGAAUUAGUCGAGUCAAUGGCUACGGCUACGGUGAUCAUUACCUCCAUAUCAAAAUUCAACCCCCCAAAAGGCUCACCGAACUCCAGCGCGCCCUUCUCUUGGCAUAUGCGGAAACGGAACAAGAUGUCUCUGGGACAGUAGAGGGUGUGACGUCAACCGAAUCAGGUUUGGACAAACUGCGAAAGGCUCUGCUAGGUGAUGCUCACAAUUCGUCUUCGAGACGGGCGUCAACACCAGAUGAUUCAUCUGAUCGUUCAGCGCAUAGCCAAAAUGACGCCCCGACUGACCAGAGUGAUAGCUUUCUGAAUCGGAUCGUGGACGGCGAUCGUCGUGCUAUUGACACCACUCCAGGUUUUCUUCUCUCGCGUAUUCGUGCCUCUCUUUACACAAACUCCGACCCAGAAUCCAGCAAAUCCGAACCACAGCAACCUGAAAUCCCACUGUUUUUGGGGGCGAGAUGGCCCAAGUGGUUAGAGCGCGAAUUUACUGACCGGAAGGUCCGUGGUUCGAAUCCGACCUCCGCCACUCGACUUCUCCUGUCUAGGCUUGGGCAGCCUGGCAGUAUCCCAGCCCUCGUGCUUCCUCCGGGUGGCAUGGCAGCUAGGCACCGGAAGGAUGGAGAAAGAAAAGAAAGAAGAAAGAGUUCAGCCGUAGCACCCUUCCGGUGCCUAGCUGCCAUGCUACCCGAAGGAAGCACGAGGGCUGGGAUACUGCCAGGUUGCCCAAGCCUAGACAGGGGAAGUCAAGAGGCGGAGGUCGGAUUCGAACCACGGACCUUCCGGUCAGUAAACUCGCGCUCUGACUACUUAGGCCAUCUCGCCCAGAUGGUCACCUGA
This is a messenger RNA of Opisthorchis viverrini, 1929 nucleotides long. RefSeq lists its product as hypothetical. Lineage: Eukaryota; Metazoa; Platyhelminthes; Trematoda; Opisthorchiida; Opisthorchiidae. Gene Ontology annotation, biological process: negative regulation of apoptotic process; mitochondrion organization; protein folding. Gene Ontology annotation, cellular component: mitochondrion. Gene Ontology annotation, molecular function: ATP binding; heat shock protein binding. The record is from RefSeq and is a predicted model, not a curated record. Bases 1 to 1929 code for a protein of 642 amino acids. The transcript is spliced from 11 exons.